Molecule: messenger RNA, 1890 nt
Organism: Eutrema salsugineum
Lineage: Eukaryota; Viridiplantae; Streptophyta; Magnoliopsida; Brassicales; Brassicaceae
Product: protein HEAT INTOLERANT 4
Exons: 14
Coding region: 242-1603 (453 amino acids)
Biological process (GO): regulation of cellular response to heat
Source: RefSeq, a predicted model, not a curated record
UUUGGGGAAAAAAAUCAAAAACCCUAUUUCCUCUUCUGAAGAGGCGUUGAUUUCAAGCAGGACAAAGACACCAAUAAAUAAAAAAAAACCCCAAAUUUGAGUCUUCUGAAAAUUCGAAAUUCCGGAUCCACCGCCAUAGAUCCAUCGCCUUCUCUCUCUCUAUCUCCGUGCAUCGCUUCGUCGGCGAAUCAGUAGGGUUUCUCGAAGCCGUUGUUAUUUGUUUUUGAGAAUCUAUUGUGCAAUGAGGAAAGGAGCGAAGAGAAAGGGUGCUUCGAAAGCAGGUCGCAAAGGUGCUGUUUCCGAGAGUCAGAACGACGAGGUGAUUGCUGAGUCUCUUGAGGCCUCGACGCAGGAGGAGAGCCAACAGCCCAAGGAAGACGUCGCCGUCGAGGAGGACAAGGAGAAGGAGAAUGGAAAAGAGGUCAAGGGAAAUCAGGAAGACGAAGAGGAAGCAAAAUCCGAUUCAUUAACGCAGGAGGAGAGCCAGGAGGACAAAGAGGAAGAUAAACCGGAGAAACCUGAAUCUGAGGAUAAGGUCAAAGACGCUUCUCCUUCUCAGAAACAGGAUGAAAUAAAGGAAGAUGAGAAGCAACCUGCUCGUCGUGGUGGUAAGCGGAAGAGAACCACGAAGAAGGAAGCUGAGACGAAGGAUGAGAAUAAACCGGCUCCGAGAGCCAAGAAAGCCCGACCGACCAAACCAGAGGAAGAGCCUGAGUACUUUGAGGAGACGCGUAAUCUGGAGGGUUUAUGGAAGGCCGCAUUUCCAGUGGGAACUGAGUGGGACAAAUUAGAUGCAGUUUAUGGAUUCAAUUGGGAUUUUAAGAAUCUUGAAGAAGCAUUUGAGGAAGGUGGAUUCCUCUACGGGAAGAAAGUCUUUCUUUUUGGCUGUACAGAACCUCAGUUAGUCCCAUACAAAGGCGCAGACAAGAUUGUCCUUGUCCCAGCAGUUGUUGCUGUUGAAUCACCCUUUCCACCUUCUGAUAAGAUAGGAAUAAAAUCGGUUCAGAGAGAAGUGGAGGAAAUCAUUCCAAUGAAGCAGAUGAAAAUGGAUUGGGUUCCUUACAUUCCGUUUGAAAAAAGAGAUAGACAAGUUGAUAGGAUGAACUUUCAAAUUUUUAGCUUGGGCUGUACGCAGAGGAGAGCUGCUCUCAGACAUAUGAAGGAAGAUCGUGUUAAGAAGUUUGAGUAUUGCCUUCCUUAUUUCUAUCAACCAUUUAAGGAAGAUGAAUUUGAACAGAGUACUGAGGUCCAAAUAAUGUUCCCCUCUGAACCUCCGGUUGUAUGUGAAUUUGACUGGGAGUUUGACGAACUUGAGGAAUUUGUCGAGAAACUGAUUGUAGAGGAAGCCUUACCUGCAGAACAAAAGGAUGAGUUCAAAGAAUAUGUCAAAGAGCAAGUUCGAGCAGCAAAGAAAGCUAAUCGAGAGGCAAAAGAGGCUCGAAAGAGAGCAAUAGAAGAAAUGAGUGAAGAGACUAAGAAAGCCUUUCAAAGUAUGAAGUUCUACAAAUUCUACCCUCAGCCUUCACCAGAUACACCAGAUGUCUCUGGCGUCAAGUCGCCGUUCAUUAACCGAUACUAUGGAAAGGCUCAUAAAGUCCUUUGAUAUCUAGUUUUCAGAACCCAGAAUAGCUUUUCUUGGCAGCUUCAACAGAAAUCAAAUUCAUUGAAUCACAGGUGCUCUCAGAAACUCUUUGAGCUAUUAUAGUUAAAGAGACAAGUUUGAACGAAAAAAUGUCUUUUCUUGUAUGAGUUUGUAUUCUCCUCCAGAAAUACUUAAAAUGUUAGAAGAGUCACGGGAACCAAAAUUUUUGUUUGUGGAAAAUUUGGAGACGGCAGUUUAUAAUUGUACCCUUUUAUUUUUCCUUAAUUUGCAAGUUAUUCUAGAAUUUA